AUGCCGAACCUUGACAACUCUCGCGACUAUUACGCGGACCUCAACCUGCCUGUGACAGCAGAUGUCAAUGACAUCAAGAAGCAAUUCAGGAAGCUAGCGCUCCUCUACCACCCUGACCGAAACCCCGGCAGAGAAGCUGAAGUCAACUCCAAGUUCCAGGUCAUCCAGUCCGCACAUGAGAUUCUGACCGACCCCGAGCAAAAAGCCAAGUACGAUGCCAGCCGGGGUCGUUCGCGCUAUCCCACCGCGUCAGGUGUCAGAGGCAAUCCCUGGCAAGAUGCUGGAGCCAACUUUCCCCCACCGCCUCGGCGAAAUCAGCCAACUCGUAAUGCCACCCAAUCGGGGGCGAAUAAGUACCGCAACUUUACCUCGGGUGCCGCGCCGACUGCGAAGACUCAACCCCGCGAAGACCCUAUGGAAUCCAGGCGCAAUGCGUGGCAGGCCUUUGAACAGAUGAGGCCUUCGUCUCAAGGCAAGUCCGCCGCCUCUCAGGCGAAGCCAAGGCCUGUGCCCGAGCAGCCCGUCCCACCCCCUCGACCCGCACAGAGACCUGAGAGACCUGUGCCAAGGACGCCUGCACAGAAGCAGAGAGCUGAGGCCGCUUUCGGGGCCAAGAAGUCGUCGGGCUAUGCCCCUCACUCCCCUGUUCCUGGAGAUGAACCGUCUGUGAGUUCCAGUGCAUACGCUACCAACCGACACACAUACGAUGCAUCAGCGUCGGCCGCCCAGCAGCAGCGCGACUCGAUUCCCGACCCCCUUGCACCGUUCCGCGACAAGUUUGGUGAUUCUCGGCAAAGAACUCCAUACAGCAGCGGGGGCGGCGAGAAGACCAAUCCCUUUGAUGGCAUCUCCGUAGGCCGCACCAAGAGCACAAGAGAGAGCACACGACACUCUGAGUACCAGGAUGCCGGGCUGUCCCCAGGCGGAGCUCGUCCUCGAAGCUCAAGCUCUCCUCGGACCGCUCCCAUGGAAGACCCUACCGGGGCCCAACAGAGCAAUACCGCCGACACGGCUUCCGACACUCAUAAGCGGUCGUUUGCCUCAAGAGCAAGCGCCAAGUAUACCCCGUCAGGACGAGCCUACGACGCUGGAGAGGCUGGAGGAAGCAGGCCGACAACAACAGCUGCAAACGAAGCUCAACCCAACGCUAGCACAUCCUCGAACAAGGCAAACGGCCCUUCAAUGUACGGCGCAUCCUAUCAUUCUGAGAAUUCUUCUUUCCCUGCGUCAAUCAAUCACAGCACCCACCACCCCUCCAUGUCAACAUCCCCUGUGUAUGGCCGACGGCCAGGCUUCAAAUCCCAGGCCACCAUGGCAACCGCGCAAACACGCAGAGAUUCUGCCACACCUUCUCCGAGUGGGGAUGGCUCCUCCACCACUACAGAGUCUCUUACCCCUUUCGAGCGCAAACAGCGCGAACUACUCGAGAGGUUGAUCCACGCUGCAAACACACCUAUCAAAAGACAGCGGUCCGAGAUGAAUGAGCCCAGAGAUUAUGCUGACAAGACUUGUACCAAUAGCUUCAAUUUUGUGGUUGAUGACGACACAUUCACACGGACUACUCCUGACCAGAAGAGGUUUGCCCGGAGCAGUGCUGAUGAUAUCAACACCAGUUUUGUCGACGAGCAAGGGGCCGAUACGUGGCAGUUUAGCGCCGGCAGCCCCCACACUCCGCAACAGGAGGAUCCGUUCGCCAAGCGCCGCACCCAAUCCGCAAGCCGUACGGGACGGAACUCGCCGCUCAAGCGCCCGCCUCCUCGUCCCGCGAAGGAGCCGCUCCCGGCCGAGAAUGAGAAGACGGCAGAGGAAGUCAGGUUCGACGCAGAGGGCUGGAGUCAGAAGAUUGGCCCGCAGAACUUUGCACACCAGCCAACUCAGAACAAAGCAUCUUCUCCAACACGACCAUCACGCUCCAACUCGCGGAAGCCAAAGUCGGUCCAUCCAACUGUCGGAACUGCCGGCUUGGUCAAUGAAGAAAGUAGCAGCAAUGAAGACACAGAUGGUGGUGCCCGCCAGCCGGAAGCAGAACCGGCUACAACAGGCAGUCCAAUGCCCAUGGACAUAGAUCCCGAGACGCCGCCUCCCAACCCCAGAAGCGCGCCCCCUUCGAGACGGGAUAGCGCUCGCAACAUCCCCGUCGAGCCUUCCCGACCCGAGUGGCGGCCUGGAAAUGUUCAACCCGUACCCGAGGCUCCACAGCCGAAUGGUGUCAAGCGGGCCCCUUUCAACCCUAACACGGCGGGAUCCGAGGAUAGCGAGGACUUCCGCGCCAGCUUUGCCGAGUUGAAGAACGUUGCUCCGUUUGCAACAAAGCCGACUGGACUCAACUCAUUCGGCGACUUGAAGUCACAAUUGCCGUUCGAGAGCCGGGCUUCUGAGCGGAUACCCAUUGAGAAAGAGAAGAAGCAGGAUCCUGAACUCAACUUUCCGCCUGUUCCACGCGCUCCUACUCCGCCUGCUGCCCUGGCCGUGUCCGGUCUCAAACCCUCUCUCACGACGUGGCAAAAGUAUCUCGUUGAGUUCCAGAACUACCUUCAACAGUGGGAUGCUUUCAACGCCCAGAUCACCUACCAUUUUGAAACUCGCAAAGCACAGAUACUGGAAGAACGCGGAACUGCAGGCUAUGCAUUCCUCACGACACAGGGCGACGAGGGUAUCGAGGAAUACCUCAGCUGGGUUCGCCAGGACAAAGAGGUUCGCCGCAAGUGGAGCCUUGCUUGCGACGAGCACGAGAUGCGCAUGCUCGAUUUCUUGAAAUACAAGAAGCUGAUGCGGUAA
Molecule: messenger RNA, 2778 nt
Organism: Verticillium dahliae VdLs.17
Lineage: Eukaryota; Fungi; Ascomycota; Sordariomycetes; Glomerellales; Plectosphaerellaceae
Product: DnaJ domain-containing protein
Exons: 3
Coding region: 1-2778 (925 amino acids)
Cellular component (GO): cytoplasm
Source: RefSeq, a predicted model, not a curated record